AUGUUCUCAGAAGCUCUCAGUCAAGAUGAACUGCGUGAGUUGCGUGCAGCAGCUCACGCAUUGGUUUUCUUCUUGGCUUGGAAGCUUCUGGCCGGCGAUGGUGUUAAGCGCAUUCCACGAGAUGUGCUGGCCUUAGCAGCAGAGGACUUCAUGCACCACUUGGAUAACAGGCCACAGAUGUCCAUGCAGGACAAAUCGCAGAUCCAGGCAGUAGAGGUGCAGGAGCAAUCGCAGAUGUCCCGUCGCUCGGAUGAGGAUCAGCUGAGCGAUGACAGCAUCCGCACCAGCUACGUUUCGCAUCAGCGCACUGGGGAGGAAAAUGAAGUGGACGAAGAUGGCCUUCCCCUUGUCUACAACAGUGCUCUCAUCAACAGCUACUGGGGUAAGAAUGCAGGGGCGGUCACUGGGCGAUGGUCCGACUUCUUGGGGGUCGCCACACCUUGGAUCGCCAGCGCCUUCUCUGCUGCGAUGACAGGCCGCUGGUCCGAGGAGGAGCGCUCUUUGGCCAAGGAUGCGGUGAAGUCGAUGCAAACGCUGGGCCCCACCUUCAUCAAGCUGGGCCAAGUGUUGAGUAUCCGCCCUGAUGUGCUGUCGCCUGUGGUGAUGGAAGAGUUGAGUUCCCUUCAAGACGACAUUGCGGCUUGGCAUCAAGCAAGGACUGGUGCAGCUUGGUUGUUCUGCUUUUCCGUUUAA
Symbiodinium sp. CCMP2592 is the source of this 693-nucleotide messenger RNA. NCBI's taxonomy places the organism in Eukaryota, Dinophyceae, Suessiales, Symbiodiniaceae. The record is from the annotation of a GenBank genome assembly.